AUGCGGCCACUCCUGCUGAGCUGGGUACUGGUGCUGUUCUGGGUGUCUGAGGCUCAAGCUGAGGUCUCACUGUCGCCUGAAUUUGAUGACCAAAAAUUCUCAGGUCUCAGGCAUGUCAUUGCCAUGGUGUCUGACUGCAAAGCCUUCCUGGACAACAAGGGCUUUGUGCUGAUGUCCACCUGAGCUGUCAGUGCCUCUGUGGAGGAUGAUCUCAGUAUCUACAUGAAGUUGCCAAGGGUAGACGGCUGUAACUAUACUGCUGCUGAAUACAUGAGAGUAGGGUCUCAGGGGCACUUCUGAGUUCCAGCUAUGUCUUCCCUGGACUGCCCAGAUGCCCACAUCUCCGAUGCUGACUGUAGCUCCUUCACAGAGGUGCACAUCUACAUGGAGCUGGAAGGAGUGUUUAGCAUCACGGUGGAGCUCUACAAUGAGAGACCUGGGCUUGCCCUCUUCCUGGCCCCACCUCACUCUCUGCUGUCUCCCUCACUUCAGCCCACUGCUUCUCCCAGAAUGCACUGCCCUCUAGCCCUCACUGCUUUGCCCCCUUUUGAGGUCGUGUUUGACAAGUCCCACGUCCCGAGUCCCCAGGCCUUGAAGGUCUUUCAAGACUUCUACCCAACAAUGGGGGGCCUGGAUAACAUGAUGAUCAUGUUGCCAAAAUCAAAUACCUAG
Molecule: messenger RNA, 672 nt
Organism: Meriones unguiculatus (Mongolian gerbil)
Lineage: Eukaryota; Metazoa; Chordata; Mammalia; Rodentia; Muridae
Product: lipocalin-15
Exons: 5
Molecular function (GO): small molecule binding
Source: RefSeq, a predicted model, not a curated record